GUUACAGUGGAUUUGGAUGUUUUGGUUCGUAGUGAUUUUUUGUUGUAUUUGAAAAAGGAAACGGAAGAACGAAAUGCUACGAUUAUCAAUCUUAUCGUGGGGGAAAAUGUUGGUUAUCGUUGUUUUCGAGCGUUUUUAGCCAUUUAUGUGAUUUUCUCACAACUGUAUCGCAUUCCUUUUAAAUCAUCCAUUGAAGGACUUGGAGAUUGGCCAACCCACGUUGCUCAUAUAAAACGUGGAACAAUCGUUGCAUUUCACGAUUUCUAUAAUAACUUUCCUGAACUUGACAAAAUGAUUGUCAAAUCACUUGAGUUACGCACAACCAAUGAAGAAGAUACUCAAUCAUCGUUGUCAAAAUCCGCCGUCAAUAAAACGUCUCAUACACGCAGAAAUAUGGAUUCUCCUCUAUUAAAGUUGGUUGAACAGUGGUUGAGGCAAGAUUUCAUAGAGUUACGACAACUCAAGCUUGAAGAAAAGAAGAAAAAUCUGACACAACAGGAUAAAGUCUUGUUAGGUGAGGAUUUACCCAGAACGAGGUGGCAUGAGUUAUCAGAUAAUAUGAAAACGUAUGGUGACAAAUACUAUAAUUACUGGAAAUGA
Messenger RNA from Ambispora leptoticha, 600 nucleotides. The record is from the annotation of a GenBank genome assembly. Lineage: Eukaryota; Fungi; Glomeromycota; Glomeromycetes; Archaeosporales; Ambisporaceae.